Molecule: messenger RNA, 984 nt
Organism: Neurospora hispaniola
Lineage: Eukaryota; Fungi; Ascomycota; Sordariomycetes; Sordariales; Sordariaceae
Exons: 3
Coding region: 1-984 (327 amino acids)
Molecular function (GO): DNA binding, bending
Source: RefSeq, a predicted model, not a curated record
AUGUUCUCGCAGAUUGCGCGCGCGACGGCUCGUCAGCUGCGCGCUGGCACCACGCUGGUCGUUCGUACUGCCGUGGCUGCGUCCACCAGCUUGACCACCCGCUCCGCUGCUCCCAGCUUCCUUCGCCGCAGCGGCGUUGUCUUUCAGCAGCGCGGUUACGCCCUAACUCGCUCCAAGAAAACCACCGCCGAAUCGGACGAUACUGCUGCUACGGUCACCAAGACCAACAAGACUCGUCCUGCCGCCGCAAAGUCCAAGAAGUCGGCCGCUGAGGGCGCUACAGGAGCCGGCGCAAGGGCAAAGACGCCUAGAGCCAAGAAGGAGGCUGCGCCCAAGAAGCCCAAGAAGCCCAAGGCGCCCAAGAAGAAGGCACCGCUGACGGACGAGCAGAAGAAGAAGCUCAGGAUCAGACUGUUGAAGCAGCGGGCGCUGUUCAAAGAAGAUCCCAAAACCCACCGAGUUCCUGCUUGGUCCGCGUACAUAAGUGAGCACAUGAAGGACGUCUUGAAAGAAGGCGAUGAUAUCGCGACGCGGAGAGGGUACUUCAAAACGUUGGCUGCACAGUGGAAGGAGCUGUCGGACGCUGAAAAAGCCCGCUACCAAGCUAAGGCCGACAAGGCUCACCAGGAUGGUGUGGCUACGCGGGCAGCGUGGGUGCUCACCAAGACACCCAUGGAGAUCGAGGACGCCAAUUAUGCCCGUCAUGCGCUGAAGCGCCUUGGUGUCACUUCGGUCGUCCAUCCUAUCCCCGAUGACCGGCGCCCAAAGCGCCUAAGGAGUGCCUUUUUGUUCUUCUGCAUGUCACGCCAAAAGGACGACAUGUAUGCUGGUAAGCCCCUACCGGAAAUAGCGAAGGCUUUGUCCGAGGAGUGGAAGUCCAUGGACGAUGCGGCAAAACAGCCUUACAUCGACAACGCUGCAGUCGAUAAGGAGAGAUACCUCAGUGAGAGGGCUGCUGCCGCCGCCGCUCAUGCUGCCGCUUGA